UGCUCAAGGAUUGUUCCUGGCGGACUCCGGGACCAUAUGGGGUGCUGGGGAUCGAAUCCGGGUCAGCUGUGUUCAAGGCUGGAAAGGCCAUUGUGACUAUGUGGUGACUAUAGUUAUCUGACUACUGAUUUUCCUACUGGAAUCAUGGAGGAGAAACAGCAAAUUAUAUUGGCUAAUCAAGAUGGUGGGACAGUGGCAGGAGCCACACCCACCUUCUUUGUCAUCCUAAAACCGCCAGGAAAUGGCAAAACUGAUCAAGGAAUUUUGGUUACUAAUCGGGAUGCUUGUGCUUUGGCUGGCAGUGUGUCGUCAACAGAAAAAUCUAAAGGGAAAAUAUGCCUACCAGCUGAUUGUACUGUGGGAGGAAUCACUGUCACCUUGGAUAACAAUAGUAUGUGGAAUGAGUUCUAUCAUCGAAGCACAGAGAUGAUUCUGACCAAGCAGGGAAGACGUAUGUUUCCUUAUUGUCGUUACUGGAUAACAGGCUUAGAUUCAAAUAUGAAAUAUAUUCUUGUCAUGGAUAUAUCUCCUGUGGAUAAUCAUCGUUAUAAGUGGAAUGGUCGCUGGUGGGAACCCAGUGGGAAAGCUGAGCCCCAUGUUUUGGGCAGGGUUUUUAUUCAUCCAGAGUCACCUUCCACAGGUCAUUAUUGGAUGCAUCAACCGGUAUCUUUUUAUAAACUCAAGCUUACUAAUAAUACACUGGACCAGGAGGGCCACAUCAUCUUGCACUCUAUGCAUCGGUACCUGCCAAGGCUUCAUUUGGUGCCUGCAGAGAAGGCUACUGAAGUGAUACAGUUAAAUGGCCCUGGUGUGCAUACUUUCACUUUUCCACAGACUGAAUUCUUUGCGGUAACUGCUUAUCAGAAUAUUCAGAUUACCCAGCUGAAAAUAGAUUACAAUCCAUUUGCUAAGGGUUUCCGGGAUGAUGGGCUAAAUAGUAAGCCCCAGAGAGAUGGAAAGCAAAAGAACAGUUUUGACCAAGAAGGGAAUAGUGUUCCCAGUUCUCCUGGUCAACGUGUACGUCUUAUAGAAGGUGAAGGGUCAGAGAUACAACUAAAUGAUUUGGAUCCUUCAUCGGGGGGUCAUGAAUCAUCAGGAAAGGGUUUGGAAAAGACUUCCCUUAAUAGUAAACGAGAUUUCCUUGGUUUCAUGGAUGUUGAUUCAGCACUUGAAGCUCCUCAAAUGAAGCAAGCGGCUUCUGAAAGUUUCGUUGCCAACAACUUUGAAGUCAGCUCUGAUGUAGCUUCACCAUUAGACCCAAAUGGAAACUUCAAUGUUGUCAUUAAAGAAGAACCACAGGAUGAUUAUGAAUAUGAAUUUGUUGAGAGCCCAGAAGGGAUAACUAUCAAGCAAGAAGAGACAGAUGAGGAAACAGAUGUGUACUCAAACAGUGAUGAUGAACCGAUAUUAGAAAAGCAGCUAAAGAGGCACAAUAAAGAUGAGAAUCUAGAUGCUGACCACCUCUCUUCUAAAUGGCUGCCAAACAGCCCAUCAGGUGUUACUAAAGCUAAAAUGUUUAAAUUGGAAGCUGGAAAGAUGCCAGUGGUCUAUUUGGAGCCCUGUGCGGUAACCAAAAGCACAGUAAAGGUUUCUGAACUUCCUGAUAGCAUGCUUUCUCCAUCUCGGAAAGAUAAAUCUUCACCGUUGACAGAAUUUGACUAUUUGCCUUCAUAUGUUGAAAAUAUCAGGGAGACUGACUACUGCUUAGACAAGGAAUCUGACAAUGGUCUUAGGAAACAUUUAUCAGACCUAAGAGUGAUACAGAAAUAUCCUUUGCUUAAAGACUCUCAGUGGAAAUACUCUGAUAUGUCUGAAAGCAUUAAUACAGAGAGAAUACUUGACAAUUCAAAGAGUUCAGCUGAGGAAUCAUUUUCAGGAAAAGAGGACUUGGGCAAAAGGAGAAAAACUAUGCUUCAGAUUUCAGCAGCCUCCAAGGCUGUGUGUGCUAAUCAGACUGCCUCAUCCAAUGUUCCUGGCAAAAGAGGAAGACCACGAAAAUUGAAGCUCUCUAAGGCAGGACGACCCCCUAAAAAUACGGCAAGAUCUUUAUCAUCAACAAAGAAUACUGUUAUAGGCCCUGGGAGUACCUUUCCUGAUGUAAAGCCUGAUCUGGAAGAUGUAGGUGACGUUCUCUUUGUUUCUUUUGAAUCAAAGGAAGCUCUAGACAUUCAUGCAGUUGAUGGGACAACAGAAGAAUCCUCUAGUCUUCAAACUUCAACCACAGAUGACCCAGUAGGUUGCAGGGCAAGAAUUUCCCAGUUGGAAAAGGAAUUGAUUGAAGAUUUGAAGGCUUUGAGGCACAAGCAGGUGAUACAUCCUGGUCUUCAAGAAGUUGGCUUAAAGUUGAAUUCUGUGGAUCCAUCGAUGAGCAUUGAUCUUAAAUACCUGGGAGUACAGCUACCUUUGGCUCCAGCUAAUAGCUUUCCUUUUUGGAACCUCACAGGAACCAACCCUACCUCUCCUGAUGCUGGAUUUCCAUUUGUUUCUAGGACCGGCAAGACCAACGACUUUACCAAGAUAAAAGGUUGGAGGGGAAAGUUUCAAAAUGCUUCUGCCUCUAGGAAUGAAGGUGGAAAUGCAGAAGGUUCACUGAAAAAUCGUUCAGCUUUCUGCAGUGAUAAGCUAGAUGAAUAUUUGGAAAAUGAAGGCAAGCUGAUGGAAACAAGUAUGGGUUUCUCUGCCAAUGCUCCCACAUCUCCUGUUGUAUACCAACUUCCUACCAAGAGUACCAGCUACGUACGGACGCUUGAUAGUGUAUUAAAGAAGCAAUCUGCUGGUUCUCCUUCUACCUCUUACUCUUCAAAGUCUCAUUCUGUACCCCCAGUCUCUCGAAAGGCGAAGUCCCAAAACAAACAGCCUACUUCCAGUAACCGAACUAAGUCAUCUUUUAAAUCCAUUUUACCUUACCCCAUUUCACCAAAGCAGAAACAUGCUCAGAUGACUCCAGGAGAUAAAGUUACAAAGAAUUCUUCAAGCUCCAUCUCAGAAAAUGAAGUGAAUAACUUGGUUGUAUCAGGUGUAGAUGAAAAUGUAUUUCCAAAGCAGAUUAGUUUGCGACAGACACAUAACCAGCAACAGCAACAGGGAACUCGUCCUCCAGGUUUGUCUAAGUCUCAAGUGAAGCUAAUGGACCUGGAAGACUGUGCGCUUUGGGAAGGAAAACCAAGGACUUAUAUCACUGAAGAGCGAGCAGAUGUAUCCUUAACAACUCUCCUUACUGCUCAAGCAUCUCUCAAAACCAAACCUAUACACACAAUCAUAAGGAAACGAGCCCCUCCAUGCAACAAUGACUUCUGUCGAUUGGGAUGUAUAUGUUCCAGUCUAGCUUUGGAGAAACGCCAGCCUGCUCACUGCCGUCGACCAGACUGCAUGUUUGGUUGUACUUGUUUAAAAAGAAAAGUUGUGCUAGUGAAAGGGGGAUCCAAAACAAAGCAUUUCCAGAGGAAGGCUGCACAUCGUGAUCCACUGUUUUAUGAAAAUUUGGGGGAAGAACCAAGAGAGGAAGAAGGAAUCAGGGAAGAGGAAGAACAGUUGAAAGAGAAAAAAAAGAGAAAGAAGCUGGAAUAUACUAUAUGUGAAACAGAGCCUGAACAACCUGUUCGACAUUAUCCAUUGUGGGUAAAAGUUGAAGGAGAGAUCGAUCCAGAACCAGUUUAUAUUCCAACACCUUCUGUCAUUGAACCUAUGAAACCAUUGUUGCCUCAGCCAGAAGUUUUAUCUGCUACUGUAAAGUCCAAACCUCUCACUGGAAUUAAACCUGCACGGGUAUAUACUCCCAAACCCAAUCCUGUGAUUCGAGAAGAGGACAAAGAUCCAGUCUAUCUGUACUUUGAAAGUAUGAUGACUUGUGCUCGAGUUCGAGUGUAUGAAAGAAGAAAGGAGGAACAGAAGCAACCAUCACCAUUAUCACUGCCAGUAUUUCAGCCCCAAGACUCAUGUCAGUCUAGUCCUGAGGACUAUAGUACAAAGGAUCCUGAUUCUGAACAGCAGUCCUUGAAACCAAGCACCAGUGACCUGGAGGAUGAGUCUGAUAAAUCACAAGAAAAGAGCUGGAAAUCAUCCUGCAAUGAAGCAGAAUCCUCUUCAACUUCCUAUGUGCAUCAGAGGUCACCUGGCGGUCCUACCAAACUGAUAGAAAUCAUCUCAGACUGCAACUGGGAGGAGGAUCGGAGCAAGAUUUUGAGCAUCUUGUCCCAGCACAUCAAUAGCAACAUGCCACAAUCACUUAAGGUGGGCAGCUUCAUCAUUGAGUUGGCUUCUCAGCGAAAGAGCCGGGGUGAGAAGAACCCUCCUGUGUAUUCUUCUCGUGUGAAAAUCUCUAUGCCAUCAUGUCAAGACCAAGAUGAUAUGGCUGAGAAAUCUGGAUCAGAGACUCCUGAUGGUCCAUUAUCCCCUGGGAAAAUGGAUGAUAUCUCUCCUGUGCAGACACAUGCCCCGGAUUCAGUGAGGGAGAGAUUACAUGGCGGCAAAGGUCUGCCCUUUUAUGCAGGACUUUCUCCUGCAGGGAAGCUUGUGGCCUAUAAACGUAAACUCAGUUCAAGCACAUCUGGGCUAAUCCAGGUUAAUGGUAAGAGUUACCCGCAGGCUAAGUUGCUAUUGGGACAGAUGGGGGCAUUGCAUCCAGCCAAUAGGCUAGCUGCUUAUAUCACAGGCAGGUUGCGACCCUCAGUCCUGGACCUCUCAACCCUCAGUACUGUCAUCUCCAAGGUAGCAUCAAAUGCCAGCGUGGCUGCAUCCAGGAAACCACGUACCCUGUUGCCUUCAACAUCCAAUUCCAAAUUGACUUCCUCCUCUGGCACUACAGCAAAUCGCUCUGGGAAGAACCUGAAGGCAUUUGUCCCUGCAAAAAGACCAAUUGCGGCUCGACCCUCUCCUGGUGGUGUGUUCACACAGUUUGUGAUGAGCAAAGUUGGAGCCCUGCAGCAGAAGAUACCUGGAGUUAGCACACCCCAAACCCUAACAGGGCCACAGAAGUUCAGUAUCAGACCUUCUUCAUUAAUGGUUGUUACACCUGUGGUUUCUUCUGAGCCAACUCAGGUGUGCAGCCCUGUGACUGCUGCUGUCAGUACUACCACCCCUCAAGUGGUUUUAGAGAAUGUUACUGCUGUGACACCUGUGACUGCUAUUUCUGACACGGGAGCUAAAGAAACCACUUCUGGUGCCACCACUGCAGGGGGAGUUGAGGUCUCUGAAACUAAUUUCAGCACCUCUGUAACACCUACAGCCACUGUGAACCUUAUCAAAACAACUGGGAUAACUACCCCUGUGGCUUCAGUUGCUUUUCCUAAGUCUUUGGUAGCAUCUUCUUCAACCAUAACUCUUCCUGUAGCUUCCACUGCCUCCACCUCCAUAGUCGUGGUGACCACAGCUGCAUCUUCUUCCAUGGUGACCACAACAACUUCAUCUCUGAGCUCUGUUCCCAUCAUACUCUCAGGAAUUGAUGGGAAUCCACCUGUGAGCCAGAGACCAGAAAAUGCCCCUCAAAUUCCAGUGGCUACUCCACAGGUCUCUCCUAACACAGUGAAACGUACUGGACCGCGAUUAUUGUUGAUUCCUGUGCAACAAGGUUCUCCUACUCUCAGACCUGUGUCAAAUACACAAGUUCAGGGACAGCGGAUGGUUUUACAGCCCGUUAGGAGCCCAAGUGGAAUGAACCUCUUCAGGCAUCCUAAUGGUCAGAUUGUCCAGCUCCUUCCUUUGCAUCAGCUUCGAGGUUCUAAUACUCAGCCCAAUUUACAGCCACUUAUGUUUCGCAAUCCAGGGUCUGUGAUGGGAAUCCGGUUACCCACUCCUUCUAAACCUUCAGAAACUCCAUCAUCUUCUGCUUCAUCUGCUUUUUCUGUUAUGAAUCCUGUAAUUCAGACAGUUGGGUCUUCUCCACCAGUGAAUGUUAUCACUCAGGCACCAUCAUUGAUUUCUUCUGGACCUGGUUUUAUGUCUCAGUCUGGUACACUGACCUUAAGGAUUUCUCCUCCAGAAUCACAAAGUCUUGCAAAUAAAACAGGCUCAGAAACCAAGCUAACCUACAGCUCAGGAGGGCAGCCUGUUGGUACAGCAAGUCUUAUUCCUCUUCAGUCUGGUAGUUUUGCCUUGCUGCAACUUCCAGGACAAAAACCUGUUCCUAGCUCCAUUCUUCAGCAUGUUGCUUCUCUUCAGAUGAAGAAAGAACCACAGACUGUAGAACAGAAAGAUGAAAUAAGCUUGUUAAAGAGAGAGCAAGAAAUUAAGAAAGACCUACAAUCAGAAAGGGAAGGUAACACUGAGGUUACUAUAAUAAAACAAAAUUCAGGAGCUACUACUACCUCAGAAGAAUCCAUGAACGAUUCUUUGGAAGAUCGGAGUGAUCAUUUAAAGGAAGAAUCCAUUACAGAAGACAGCCUAACUGAUAAACCUUCUGAAAACUCCUAUAUCGCUGGGUCCUGUGUUAAUGAAGACUACAAAGAUGAAAAUGAAGAAUAUAAGAUUAGGAACGCUAAAGAAAAACUGACUGUUUCAGAAGUUAAGACUAUUCCUGGAAAAGUGAGUAAGAUAACAGUCCACAGUAUAAGUGACAUACCACUUAAAAAACCUAGUGGUAUGAAAAUGGACCAGCAGAAAGGAUCAAACAAUGCUAUCAGAAAAGCGAAUGAAUUUCCAGUCAUCCCUAAGGAAGAAAGUAAGCUCAAUUUCUCAAAGAGCAAAGUUGUGGACCAGCUAGGUCCAAAGCCAGAUACUAGAGAGAAGGCACAUGGUAAUUCUUUAGAGAAGGACAAUGUUAGGGAGAGAUGGAGAAAACACCCAAAGGGCUCUUUGGCCCAGAAAUAUGUUGGAAGUUCACAAGAAUUAAAGAAGGAGGCAGAUGAGCAGUUAAUUAAAGAAACAAAGACUUGUCAGGAAAAUUUAGAUGAGUUGCAACAAGAAGACAUCCCUGAUUUUCUUGGGAGAAGUGGAACUACUGAGAAUGCUCGAGUUUUAAAAACUGAAUGUGAUUCUUGGAGUACUAUUUCUAGUCCUGUGGCCUUCUCUAUUGUUCCUAGGAGAGCUACAAAAGAGAGCAGAAGAGAAGGACGUUUUCAGGGUCAAUUAUUGUUAUCAAGAGAACAAAAACAACCAAAACAAGAAAAGAAGGGUGGGAGAAGUCAUGUUGAGUUCACUGCCAUGGAUUUGGAAGAGGAGGACGAGGAAGAAGAGAAUGAGAAAACCGAUGAUUCUAUUGAUGAGAUUGUGGAUGUUGUUUCUGACUACCAGAGUGAGGAGGUUGAUGAUGUAGAAAAGAAGAACUGUGUACAAUACAUUGAAGAUGACGAGCAGGUGGAUGUUGAGACUGUGGAAGAACUCUCUGAGGAAGUUAAUUCUGCUCGCGUGAAGACCACAGUUGCUCACACACAGACUUCAAAACAGUGCCGAACCCCCCAUAUAUCUGCAGAAGAAAAGACUGCUGAAAGAAGUCGAAAGGCAUCAUCUGUUCCUCUGAAACUAAAGCCUGAUUACUGGAGUGAGAAACUACAGAAAGAAGCUGAAGCUUUUGCUUAUUAUCGCCGAACACACACUGCCAAUGAGAGGCGUCGCCGUGGUGAAAUGAGGGAUCUUUUUGAAAAAUUAAAGAUCACAUUGGGGUUGCUUCAUUCUUCCAAAGUUUCCAAAAGUCUCAUUCUCACAAGGGCAUUCAGUGAAAUUCAGGGACUAACAGAUCAAGCAGACAAGUUGAUAGGUCAAAAAAAUCUUCUGACUCGCAAACGGAAUAUUUUGAUACGCAAAGUAUCAUCUCUUUCAGGUAAGACAGAAGAAGUAGUUUUGAAGAAGCUAGAGUAUAUUUAUGCAAAGCAACAAGCAUUAGAGGCACAAAAAAGAAAGACGAAGAUGGGACCAGAUGAAAUUGAUGUGUCUGUCAAAACUAGCAAACAGCCAGAAGGAUCUUCUACAUCAUCUGUAGUUCUGGGAGAGAUGUUUAUAAAUAACAGGACGGGGAAACCUUUGAUUCUUUCUCGAAAGAGAGACCUGGCUACAGAAAAUACCUCAUCCUCUGAUACUUCUCACACCUCUGCCAACAUUGUGAUGACUCCACAAGGGCAAUUACUCACCUUAAAAGGUCCCCUAUUCUCAGGACCAGUGGUAACUAUUUCUCCUGCUCUCUUAGAAGCUGAUCUGAAGCCUCGUGUUGCCAGUAGUGCUGUGGCUCAAUCGGAAAAUGAUGACUUAUUUAUGAUGCCAAGAAUUGUUAAUGUGACAUCAUUGGCUACAGACGGAAGUUUGGUGACUAUGAGUGGCAGCAAAUAUGAAGUUCCUAAUGGCAAGCCACCUGACCACCCGAAAAACACUGUCAGGAAUGAAGCCAACUCUUUUGAAGAUUCAGGCAAAAUCUCUUCCAGAGGCAACCAUAGAGAUAGCCGAAUGACACUGGGUUCUACUAAGGUUUUUCUCACAAAUAAAGAUUCUGGUAUAAAACAAAUAGUUGAAGUUUCCAGAGUCCAAGAAACUAAAAAGAUUUCUGGUGAUAAUAGAGGGAGUCAGUAUAAAUGGAAAGAAAGUGAAUCAAGACGGGAGAGACUGAAGCCAAAGGAUUCUUCGUUUCAUAAACUAAAGAUAAAAGAUCUCAAAGACUCAAGCAUAGAGAUGGAACUAAGAAAGGUGGCAUCUGCCAUAGAGGAAGCAGCACUGGAUCCCAGUGAACUGCUAACUAACAUGGAAGAUGAAGAUGAUACUGAUGAGACACUGACUUCUCUGCUCAAUGAAAUUGCCUUUCUUAAUCAGCAGUUAAAUGAUGACUCUGGUAGCCUGGCUGAACUGCCCAACUCUAUGGAUACAGAGUUCCCGACAGAUGCUCGGAGGGCUUUUAUCAGUAAACUCUCUCCUGGAAAUCAAGAAACUUUUCACGUUGGCCACUUGGGGACAGGUUUGAAAGACUUGCCUGAUGUGCAAGGGGAGAGUGAUUCUGUCAGUCCCCUCCUCUUGCACUUGGAAGAUGAUGACUUCUCUGAGAAUGAAAAGCAAAUUGCAGAAACAGCCUCUGAGCCGGAUGUUCUUAAGAUCGUUAUUGACUCUGAGAUGAAGGAUUCCCUUCUUUCCCACAGGAGAGACAGUGACGGAGGGAAGAGUACUUCUGGUAUCCCUGCAGAAGCUGAAAGUGUGUCCUCACCCCCCAUCCUACAUAUGAAGGCUAGUCCAGAGAAUAGCACAGAUACUUUGUGGAGGCCUAUGCCAAAAUUGGCACCUUUAGGUUUAAAAGUAGCUAAUCCUCCUAGUGAUUUAGAUGGUCAGAGCCUCAAGGUGAUGCCUUGCUUGGCACCAGUAGCUGCCAAAAUUGGGUCAGUUGGACAUAAAGUAAACUUAACAGGGAGUGACCAAGAAUGCCGGGAAAACAAGAUGAUGCCUGCAUUGGCACCUGUUGUAGCCAAAUUGGGCAACUCUGGGACCUCACCAAGUUCUGCAGGGAAAUGAACUAACUUGUCUUCAUUUUGAAGCCAGGCUGUGAUGGGAAAUCUCCUUUCUCUGCAUGCAUCUGUGUCAUACUGUGAUCCUUGACUAUGAUACAGUAGUUAAUGGUAGAGAAAGGGGGUAGGGUGCUGACCUUGAUACAAGAAAUCACUGUUAGGAAAUUCUGAUCAUGUUAAAAUGUGUUACCUCACUUGUGGUGCUGGGUCUCCUCAUCCUCUCUAAGAAGAUGUGAUCCAUUACUGAAUACGAGGUGCCCGUCUUACCCAAGGAAGUCAAAACAAGACAAUAGGUCCAUAGUAGUUCUUAGUUCUUUCCUCCCGGAGAAAAAGCUGCUUUUGACUUUGGAGUUGCUAUGGACUAGUCUUAGUUGAUUACUGUUGUGUAAGUUAAGUCUGAAAUCCAAGGAAUGUGAUGCACUGUGCAGAGGGAUCCAGAAGAGAUCUUUUUUUAAGUUGGUGUUUUAAGAGUAGGAGAAGAGGAUGGGUACCAUGGAAUACCAAAGUGAAGUACUUCUUGUCAUUUGUCAAAAUGUUAUUUUCUUUCAUGCCCAAGUAGCUUUCAUUUCCUCACCUUUUCAAUCAGAAUUGUAAAUCCAAGCCUUCUCAUACAGUUGGAAUGCUUCUAACUUUUAUAACUAAGGUGAUUAUUUUGAGGUAUCUCAACAAAAAUACUAGUUCUUCAUUAUAAUGUCUGGGUAUUGAAAAGACCAUUUCACAGUGCUAGGAAUUUCUACUCAGAAUGUAUAUUUUGAAGGUAAGCAUAGAGGGAGUUCUUCCCCCUUCACAAAUCAAAGAUAGCUAAAAUGAAAAGCAUAUCCUCCCCAGACUAGAGACAAAAUUUUUUAAAUGUAAGACUGGUUAUUUCCAAAAUCAAAACAACCUCCUGGUGCUUGAAGGAGCUAUUACCUGCACAGGAUGUAAUUAAAAGUUCCAGUAGGUACUCUUUACCAGGGAAAUAAGGCAGUAUUUGAAUCACAAGAUAUAUUUUUUAUUAUCCGCAACCAUGGAUUCAGUGAUACAUAGAGCUUUUUCACUCAGUAGCUGUCAGGGUAUGAAGGACUGACGGCUUGUAAAGACAAAGAUAUUUAUAUUUUUGUAUAGUUGUUUUCAUAGAUUUCUCAAAGGCUGAAGUUUUCAACCUAGAAGAUGAGAUUUGUAUUGAGUAUAGAAUUGAUGUUUCCUAUCUAGUUUGUAAAUAAUCAUGGUGCACUUGAGGGGUCUCUUGGAAACUCCUGGGACAAGAAUCACUAUUCUGAAAAAUAUAUAGACUGGGAUUUAGCUGCUGCAUUUUGCCUUUCUUAAAUAAUUAUAUUUUGGAAUGUAACCCCUGUUCUGUCUUCCUUGACAGGAUAUCCUUGUGUUGCAAAAAAAAAAAAAAAAAAAAAAAAACCCAAACAAAAACAAAACACAAGAGCUUCCAUGCCUUGGGCUGUGCCUGGGUAAUAACUACUUCCUCUACAUCCACUGCCUUUUCCCCAAAUACCACUCAGCAUAUCUUUGACUAGAAUGUGAGAUCAACUUUGGAGUAAUUCUAGCCAGUGAAUUGCUACUUCCAGGGUGUGUUCUCAUUCUAGUGACUAGUAAUUCACAGAUUAAAAAGGUGGAAAAACUUCUUUUGCAAAUUGUAGUUGGGAGCAAGUUCUUUUGUUGGUUUUGUGCUACUUGCCUUUCUAGACCUGCUCAGCAUUCACCCUUCUUUCCUUCUAAGGAUUACUUAAUGAAGCUUAGAGUAGGUAAAGGAUGUCCCCUCAGCUUCUGGUGAUCUCCCCCUACUCCUUUUUAACCCAGCAUAUUUCAUUCAAUGCCUUAGCCAAUGAAUCCAGCAACCAAUAAUUGUCCUUGGAGAUGCUAGUACUUUAAUCCAGGUAUAGCAGUAUCCCAUUAUUCCUUGCUUGUCUCGUCCUUACAUUUCCUCCUGACUUCCCAAGGCUCUUGAUAUGGUUUUUGAGGGUCAGCAAAGGAACAGGCAAGUGAGUGAAUAAACCUCAGGAAAAGAACUGUUCUGUUUCUGAACACCAUUCCCCUUUUUAGAAGAAAAUAGGCAAGCAGGUAAUGUAAUACGUUCUUGAUGGGUAGAUAUUUGACUGUGAGAGAUGGCACAAAGAUGGAAAUGAGAGGUAAUAAUUUCAGGUCUCCUUGGAAGGCUGUAAAUACCAUUAGAGUGCCCCCGCUCUCUUCCCCUCAAGAUAAUGGUGUUUUCAGAACCUCAGAAUUGGGAAUUAAGUCACCAGGGUUUAUUUAAAGAGAGCUCAGUCUUCAGAAAACGCCUGCAGUCUUCAUAGAAAUCUAUAAUCUCCAAAACUUUAACCUUUCACCUUAUCCCAAGAGAAACCGGUAUUUUAGAAAUAUAUGUGAUUAUGGACUACAUAGUUGUGAGAGGAAUGGAGGCAUCUGAAUCUGCAGGAUCAUGAGCUCUUACCCUAACUAUAUCAGAAGCAUGAUCUCAGUAGACCAACUCGCCUUUUUAUACAACCUGUAAAUAAAUGGAAUGUUUUUAAGAAUAUAAUUAUGUCAGAUUUAGCCUUUUCUUUUAUAUAUAAAAUAUAUAUCUUUU
Messenger RNA from Suncus etruscus (white-toothed pygmy shrew), 11967 nucleotides. It is a transcript of the gene MGA, whose product is annotated as MAX dimerization protein MGA. Bases 145 to 9417 code for a protein of 3090 amino acids. The record is from RefSeq and is a predicted model, not a curated record. Gene Ontology annotation, molecular function: RNA polymerase II cis-regulatory region sequence-specific DNA binding; DNA-binding transcription factor activity, RNA polymerase II-specific; protein dimerization activity. Gene Ontology annotation, cellular component: MLL1 complex; nucleus. The transcript has 24 exons. NCBI's taxonomy places the organism in Eukaryota, Metazoa, Chordata, Mammalia, Eulipotyphla, Soricidae. Gene Ontology annotation, biological process: positive regulation of DNA-templated transcription; regulation of transcription by RNA polymerase II; cell fate specification.